AGCGAUGCAUUAGUGUAUAUUCGAGCCUCUUGUAAACGCGUGAUAUAUCUUCUGGUGUAUUUUCGCAGUUCACACAUAACAUAUACGCAGAAGUUGACAGGUCGACAUAUUUCCUUGACGACCAUUGAAACGAAACUCGAUUGUUAUGAGGAAGUGGCCAGAUUUCACAUUAGCCUACAUGCUAUCCUGAAACGGAACCAGUCGACGCCUCGGGUGCUUUGUCGAAAACAACAGCGUUGUAAACUGCAUUUGUCGGCUCUGGCGUCGCGCGUUUAAUGGUUUUAGUGAUGGAGGACAGUGAUGGAGUUCUAGCUCUGCAGGAGUACAUCAACAAUGUGGAUCAUUCCUCCUUACCGCGCAUUCUCCAGGUCUGCUCCGGAGUAUAUUUCCAAGGCUCCGUGUAUGAGAUCUCAGGUAGUGAGGUCUGUCUGUCUACUGGCGACUUGGUGAAGAUUACCAGUUUCGAGCUCUUGUCAGUCUCCUGCGAGGACAUGAGUAAUAAGACCACAUUUGAGCUGCCACUCGAGCAUUCUGGUCUGUUCAAAUUGAUUCCUGAGGAUCUUCCUUACAGUACAAUAGAGGAGAUAGCAGGCCUUCUACCUGUUGGUCUGGAUGCCUUUGGCUCAUUCACCUUCUUCAGCAAAAAUGAGCUCAUCAUUGAGAACCUUACAGUGCCAGCUGGAACAGAGAUGACAGUUCUAUCUGUGGAGCUCAAUAACUAUGGGGAGAGUUUUGCUCGCUGCCGGCUGAUGGGCCAACAGGAAGCCUCUGCAGAAGUGUACAUUCCCUUCUCCUGUCAUGGAGAGUUCUAUGAAUGUCAGAAUGAUCGUGACUACUCCCUUCAUGAGAUCAUGUACUCAGCCAGACUGUGUAAGAGAAGAUUCUGUAAGACAAAACCAACAAAAUGUGGCGGCCCCCUGUUUUUUAGCCCAAUCUAUCAAAUCCAAGGCAUCAUGCACAUGAGAAAGAACAUAGUGAAGUUUCCCUCGAGCCUGGAAGUGGAUGUAAUUGACGUGACUGAACAAUGUAAACAUUUAACUUUUGUAACACCACUAUCUCUAGCUGAGGUAGCUUCUCAGCCAAAUGAGGCCUUUCCAACUAUGGCAGAGAUCUUAGAAGGACCUGAGGCUAAUACCUUAUUUCACUGCAGCUGGUUCAAAGAGCUACAAAAAGGCAAGCACCUAUUGCUGCACGGGUGCAAUACAACACACAUGGUGUUAGCAUGUACACCAAAGGGGAGAAAAGCCCAGCAGUACUUCCUGCUUUCUCAGGGCUAUGGUGGCCAAAUACGGAGAAGAGCAAGGGAGUUUAGCUCAGUGUAUGAAGUGUAUGUGGCAUUCUCUCACUCUCCAGGACUAAGAAUAUCUGUGACAAGGCACUGUGAGGAAGUUGAGGAGGAAGGUGUGCCUGCUCUAAGCGUUGGGGAACAGCUGGAGGUUCUGAGAUUGCAGACAGCAAACAGGUCAGGAAAUGAGUUAGGUGCUCCACCGAGUGUGGACAGCCUGAUCUGCAAAAUAAUUGAGGACGAGGACGAGGACGAGGACGAUAAUCAGAGUGAUAGAGAGAGUGAGGUAUGCCUCCCUCUAUUCACUCCAGCCAACUUUGUUGAAAAACUUUCGGACAAGAAAAAGUAUGGCUUAGCCGAACUAUGCAAGAACUUCUCCUUUCCUCUGGAUGUCAAGGUGGUGAAUCAUGAUAAAACACUGGAAAAAGAUCCACUGGCAGGAUUAGCAGCGCUGAGACUUGAAGAAGCUCUAGAAGAGACAACUGUGCUUGCCAGCUUGCCUAAUACUCCAGAGCAAUGCUUUGAAUUGCCUGUUCGCUGGCUGAAAAUGUCAUUCUCCUUCAUCUCAGACACCAUACCCUGGCCUGAUUGCGAGAACUCAGAGGUUCACCUACAGACCGUCACUGAAGUAACAGAGCACUUCUACCAUGAAUAUCAUAAGCUUACUGAAAAACCUAUGGCUCCUCCUCCACGUCCUCCUAAGCACAAAAAAUUGUCCUUACAACCACAGAAAAGGUGUGCUACACCAAGGGAUGCCAGUCAGCAUGUCAAAAGUAGCCUCCCCAUUGGAAAACUGGACAGUACGUCUCUGGACCAAACAAAACGCAGACCACCUCCACCACCACCAAAUAAAACAGAAGAGCUGCCCCCUCCUUUGCUUCCUAGAAAGUCUGUGUCAGACAGUUUGGUCAUACCUAAUACGUAUGUGAAGCCCCCAAGGAAACAGCUUGAAAAUCCACAAAAUUCAGCAAGAAACUCCUCAGACAGCGAUCAUGACUACGAACCUGUGGAAGACAUUAUAAAUUCUUUUGAUCAUAUCAUGUUUUACUAGAGCUUUAUAAUCCUGAAAAUGACACUCACAAAAAACCACAUAGGAGAUAAAACAGUGUUGUGAUAUGUCUAAUGUACAUAAUGAAACUGUUUUAAUCUUUUUUAUUAGGCAAUAAGAAAAAUAAACAAAUUGUAACAUCUAAAAAAGAAAAUUUGUAAAGACUGUUACAAAUUAACAAUUUAUUUAAGGAUAGAAAUGUCUUUAAAGUACACUGUGUACAUUAAUAUUAAAAUGUGUACCAAAAGAGUUUAUUAUUUCCCUCACAAACUACAUGAACUGUUGAGAGGCCUGCAUGAAUAACCUCGCAUCUUAAAUGUUGCUUUGUUCAACACCUGUCAGGCCGACCAUUUUCUGGCCACAACGUAUUCCUAGCACUGAUGAUAUGCACUGCCUCAAAUGUUACAUCGUGUGCUAGCAUAGAUUAAUCUAGUUUUAUCAUUAGCAGGCAGUUAGAGAUGG
Molecule: messenger RNA, 2795 nt
Organism: Ictalurus punctatus (channel catfish)
Lineage: Eukaryota; Metazoa; Chordata; Actinopteri; Siluriformes; Ictaluridae
Gene: themis2
Product: thymocyte selection associated family member 2
Exons: 6
Coding region: 276-2336 (686 amino acids)
Biological process (GO): T cell receptor signaling pathway
Source: RefSeq, a predicted model, not a curated record